AUGGCUGUAUGCGAUUAUACAAUUUCACAGCACCAUAGGGUGAUCGCUCCUACUGGUGGGAUUCAUCUUCCAAUCAAUGUAACGGGCAAUAUACCCAACUACAAACGCCUUAACGAGGUGCCUAUUAUCAAGUCAUGUGAAAUCGCCCUGGGAAUACGCGAUGUCUGCCUUCAGCUCAGGAUCCCCCAUUACGAGAUUAUCCCUCUCGAUCCAGCUCCCCCAUCGGCUGUCAUCUAUUCCCACGCCAACUUCAAGGCUUCCAUCCAACCGGAAAAAGCCAGUGAUACCAAAGACUUCUAUGAAAGAUGCUUUGCCGAAGCUGCGGCGAUCAACCUGUUUUUCCCCGAUGUACGAUCGGAAAGCAUCCGUAUACGUAUGACCGCGUGGCUGGCUGCGAAUUGUGCGGCGGAUGACAUACUUGAGUCUAUGCCACCAGCUGCCGCCACGUUUUAUUUGAAAGAGGCAAUCUUGAAUCUUCAAGGAAAGAAAUCAAACGUCUCUCCAACAAACAAAGUGGCGUCAAUCCUUUGCUUCUUUCAAGAAUAUUGUAUUCAGCAACUUGACCUAUGUGAAAGCACUGCCCGUGAACUCAGCGAUGAUAUAUGCGAUAUGUGUUAUGGCUUGAUUGACGAGCUCCUAUUUCGGCAAGGUAUAUUGCCCAACAACCUGGAAACCUAUCUACAGUUCCGCGGCAGGACGAUGGGGAUUCACCCAUUUUUCACUCUGAUCCGAACACUACACGAACCAGUCGAAGAAGAAUAUCUUAUUGGCCUCCGAAAUCUGCAGAAGGGGGUUAGUUCAAUUCUAGGGCUGCAGAACGACCUCGUUGGCCUAGAGAAAGAUCGUCGAAAUGGCGAGACCAUGAAUGCAGUCUUAGUAUCCUUAAAGGAACAAGCGGGGAUGCAUUUCGAUGACAUGGAUAUGAUAUUGCCAAGGACGAUUCAAGAUGUGUGCGAUAUCCACAAUCUUUGUGUGUCAGCUGCAGUGGAGAUGUACGAAGGACUCCAGGUCUCACUAAACGGGAAUACCCACGACCCAAUUCUUGAGACAGAAAUUUUGGCAUUUGCAGAUACCCAUCUGAAAUGGUGCGCGUCAUCUAAGCGAUACCAGGCAAAGGUAGAAUAG
Penicillium verrucosum is the source of this 1125-nucleotide messenger RNA. RefSeq names its product terpene synthase family protein. The coding region runs from base 1 to 1125 and encodes 374 amino acids. The record is from RefSeq and is a predicted model, not a curated record. The transcript is spliced from 3 exons. Lineage: Eukaryota; Fungi; Ascomycota; Eurotiomycetes; Eurotiales; Aspergillaceae.